CCCAAGGUUAGCACGAUGGCUGACCCGUCCUGCCCCUGCGGCGGCGGGACGGGCUGGCCCUCGGCGGCAUCACGGCGGCUGGGUUGGGAGGCUGUUUUGCACCCCGUCGCGGCGCUCGGGCUGCCCUUGCCACGGAAGGUGUGCGUGCGUACGGGAGUGUGUGUGCGUGUGUGUGUGUGUGUGUGUGUGUGUGUGUGUGUGUGUUGUGCGUUUGUGUGUGUGUGAUUCGGUGGUCCUGCCAGGAUAGACGCUCCCAGUCCUAGGGCGGUCAUCUCCCUCUCUGAUCCGGCCAGCACCGCGUCACAUGCAGCUUGCAGCGUCACUUCCAGCGCGGGAUCGGUCGAACGAUGUUCUGCGUGCAGGGGGUGGUGUCGACUUCGCCGGGCUUGGAAGCGUCGGGGUCCCCGUCCGGCACGGCCGCAUCCUCUCGGGCCGAAGAGCAACCAGAAGAGGCGGGCGGCAUCUUGGGCGUGGUGCGGCGGCAGAUGGAGGACUCGACCUUGAGGAGCGCCUCAGCUCCCGGCUGGACGCGGCCCAGAGGCAGUCCGCGCGCCUCCAGGACGCGGCCAUCGCCCGGCUCGAGGAGAAGGUGACCGCGGGGGCCUCCUUCCGCCCCCGCGCCGAGCGCCGCCUCGCCGAGCUCUCGGGCGCGCUGCGCGGGGUCUCGGACGAGCUGCAGGUGCAGAUCCGGCGCGCGGACGGGGCCGAGGAGCAACUGCGGGAGGUCCGCCGCUGCACGGAAGAGGAGAUCCGCAAGCAGUGCGAGGCGGCGGAGGCGGGCGCCCGGCGCGCCGUGGCCGCGGGCCAGCGCGCGGCGCACGCCGCCCUGGAGG
Messenger RNA from Prorocentrum cordatum, 833 nucleotides. NCBI's taxonomy places the organism in Eukaryota, Dinophyceae, Prorocentrales, Prorocentraceae. The record is from the annotation of a GenBank genome assembly.